This is a messenger RNA of Notothenia coriiceps (black rockcod), 952 nucleotides long. It is a transcript of the gene nqo1, whose product is annotated as NAD(P)H dehydrogenase, quinone 1. The transcript has 6 exons. Gene Ontology annotation, molecular function: NAD(P)H dehydrogenase (quinone) activity. The record is from RefSeq and is a predicted model, not a curated record. Lineage: Eukaryota; Metazoa; Chordata; Actinopteri; Perciformes; Nototheniidae. Bases 92 to 952 code for a protein of 286 amino acids. Gene Ontology annotation, cellular component: cytosol.
ACUAUGUUUCUCACGCAAAGAACACCACAGGGCCUAUAAGAGCCCCCAGCGACCAGCUCUACAGUUCAGACCGAUCCAGCAGACAUACAGCAUGGCUCAGAAAACGGCCCUGAUCGUGUACGCCCACCAGAGUCCGGGCUCGUUCAACGCGGCGGUGCGUGACGUGGCGAUGCAGGAGCUAGAGGCCCAGGGCUACAAGGUGCUCGUGUCUGACCUCUACGCCAUGAACUUCAGGGCUAACGCAACUCAGGACGACAUCAUCGGUGACCAUAAGAAUCCAGAGCUUUUCCAGUAUGGAGAUGAGACCAUGCAUGCCUGGAUGGAAGGCCAUCUAAGUGAUGACAUCAUGGCGGAGCAGCGCAAAGUUAAGGAGGCCGAGCUCGUCAUCUUCCAGUUUCCUUUGUACUGGUUCAGUGUGCCGGCCAUCAUGAAGGGCUGGAUAGACCGAGUGCUGACACAAGGCUUUGCUUUCUCCCUGCAAAAGAUGUACAAUAACGGUAUAUUCAAGGAUAAAAAAGCGAUGCUGUCUUUCACCACUGGAGCAACACAGACCAUGUUUCGGCCUGACGGUAUCAAUGGAGACAUCAACAUCACGCUGUGGCCUCUACAGAACGGCACUCUGCACUUCUGUGGAUUUCAGGUUCUUGCUCCUCAGAUAUUCUGGAGCCCGGCUCACUGUCCCUCCGCCAUGCGAACAGCCCUGCUAGACGGGUGGCGAGCCCGGCUUAAAGGACUAUUGACAGAAAAGCCUUUGAACUUCGCCCCCUGUGAGCUCUUUGACCUCAGCUUUCAGGGGGGGUUUAUGAUGUGGCCCAAAGUGAGGGAGGAGCGAGAGUCGCAGCCGUACGGCCUCACCACAGGACACCAUCUGGGGAAACCACUGCCGCCUGACAACCAGAUCACUGCCCAGCCCGCGGACGAAAGUAGUGCCAAACCAGCAUGCAAGAAGUAG